Messenger RNA from Phyllostomus discolor (pale spear-nosed bat), 3178 nucleotides. It is a transcript of the gene DARS1, whose product is annotated as aspartyl-tRNA synthetase 1. The record is from RefSeq and is a predicted model, not a curated record. Gene Ontology annotation, molecular function: RNA binding; ATP binding; aspartate-tRNA ligase activity. Gene Ontology annotation, cellular component: aminoacyl-tRNA synthetase multienzyme complex; cytosol; cytoplasm. Lineage: Eukaryota; Metazoa; Chordata; Mammalia; Chiroptera; Phyllostomidae. Gene Ontology annotation, biological process: aspartyl-tRNA aminoacylation.
GCUUCUCGCGAUAUUUCCGGAGCCGCCAGUCCACGCGGAAUUGGAACGCGUGUGCUGUGACAAGAGUACUGGGAGGGUGGACGCUGUGCGGGAGGCAGAAUCCCCUUUGGCCUACCCUACGGAAACCUGCGAGGGAGGGUGGUGAUUGCUGCCCUUUCCCGUUGUCCCGAUGCCCAGCGCCAGCGCCAGCCGCAAGACUCAGGAGAAGCCGCGGGAGGUCACGGACGCGGCGGAAGAUUAUGCUAAAGAAAGAUAUGGACUAUCUUCAAUGAUACAGUCACAAGAAAAGUCAGAUCGAGUUUUGGUUCGGGUUAGCGAUUUGACAGUACAAAAAGCUGAUGAAGUCGUUUGGGUUCGUGCAAGGGUUCAUACAAGCAGAGCUAAAGGAAAACAGUGUUUCUUAGUCCUACGUCAGCAGCAGUUUAACGUCCAGGCUCUUGUGGCAGUGGGAGACCAUGCAAGCAAACAGAUGGUUAAAUUUGCUGCCAAUUGGAAUUUUUUCUUUUGACAGCAUCACAAAGAGAGCAUCGUAGAUGUAGAGGGUGUUGUGAGAAAAGUCAAUCAGAAAAUCGGAAGCUGUACACAGCAAGAUGUAGAAUUACAUGUUCAAAAGAUUUAUGUGAUCAGUUUGGCUGAACCCCGUUUGCCCCUGCAACUGGAUGAUGCCAUUCGGCCUGAGGUAGAAGGAGAAGAGGAAGGAAGAGCUACUGUUAACCAGGAUACAAGAUUAGACAACAGAGUCAUUGAUCUUAGGACAUCAACUAGUCAGGCAGUCUUUUCGUCUCAGUCUGGCAUCUGCCAUCUUUUCCGAGAAACUUUAAUUAACAAGGGUUUUGUGGAGAUUCAAACUCCUAAAAUUAUCUCAGCUGCCAGUGAAGGAGGAGCCAAUGUAUUUACUGUGUCAUAUUUUAAAAAUAAUGCAUAUCUGGCUCAGUCCCCACAGCUAUACAAGCAAAUGUGCAUUUGUGCUGAUUUUGAGAAGGUUUUCUGUAUUGGACCAGUAUUCAGAGCUGAAGACUCUAACACCCACAGGCAUCUAACAGAAUUUGUUGCUGACAUUGAAAUGGCUUUUAAUUACCAUUACCAUGAAGUUGUAGAAGAAAUUGCUGACACCUUAGUACAAAUAUUCAAAGGACUUCAAGAAAGGUUUCAAACUGAAAUUCAGACAGUGAAUAAACAAUUCCCAUGUGAGCCAUUCAAAUUUUUGGAGCCAACUUUAAGACUAGAGUAUUGUGAAGCAUUGGCUAUGCUUAGGGAAGCUGGAAUUGAAAUGGGAGAUGAAGAAGAUCUGAGUACGCCAAAUGAAAAAACUGUUGGUCGUUUGGUGAAGGAAAAGUAUGAUACAGAUUUUUAUAUUCUUGAUAAAUAUCCAUUGGCUGUAAGACCUUUCUAUACCAUGCCUGACCCAAGAGAUUCUAAACAGUCCAACUCUUAUGACAUGUUCAUGAGAGGAGAAGAAAUACUGUCAGGAGCUCAAAGAAUACACGAUCCUCAGCUGCUAACGGAGAGAGCCUUACAUCAUGGAAUUGAUUUGGAGAAGAUUAAGGCAUACAUUGAUUCCUUCCGCUUUGGAGCCCCUCCUCAUGCUGGUGGAGGCAUUGGGUUGGAACGAGUUACUAUGCUGUUUUUGGGAUUACACAACAUUCGUCAGACCUCAAUGUUCCCCCGUGAUCCUAAACGACUCACUCCUUAAAGAAAGCCAUGUUUUAUAUUUUUUCCAGUAACCUGCAAUUGAUCAGGCAGUACCUUAGGUACCUUAAAGUAUGCAGUAAAAUAAAUGUCUUUAAUCUAAAGUGCCACAAUUACUUUUGGAUUAAUUCAGUAUAGGUUACUUUAAAAGAGAAGAUUUCUAUAACUUUGGAAUGCUUCAGUAGGAAAUGGUUGAACAUUUUAAUGAAAAAUUCAUAUGAUUGUGUUAAAAAUUCAUAUUGCAUUACUAAAAUAAAUGUUAAUAAUUUUAAACAGUUAAGAUUGUAAAUUUUUUUCUUUUCUAUAUUAACAGUGGCUGCAAUGUUAAUGUCUUAAAUUCUCAAUAUUUGAGCUUAUUUUUUUAAAUUCUGAUGUUGAGAUAAGAGCAAUUUUAGAGAAGUAUCUGAGAUUUUAAUGAAUGUAUAACUGACAUACUAUGGAAAAUUAGGCAGAGGGUAUCGAUUCGUAAAGGUUGUGCCCAGAUACCCUGUAAAGCAGGUGAGAAAUACUGGUCAGGAAAUAUUCAUUAUAAUAUUAUAUUAAGUUCUAAACCUGAAUCUCAAUAAAAUUUCAAAGCUACUUACAGUUGUUUUUGUAUAACUUCAUGGCAGUCUGAUUUGAUAACUGGCUCUUGGCUUUUAUAGUUUGGGAAAAGGAAAGGUAUAUAACUGGUUUAUGUAAAUAGCCUAAAACAAAUAAAAACUGAUAUAUUCACAACAUAUGUUCAUACCAAGAUAUAUGUUCAGAUGGGUGUAAGGAUAGAGCUCUUAAAGCUGAAAGUUUGGAUUGCUUAAUAGUUUUAUUUCACAUAAAUUAAAAAAUUAUUGCAGAACUUUCCAUUUUUAACUGGUACCAGUAUUUAUCAAACGUCACGAAAAUGCACUCUUAUUUUCCCUACCAGAAAUAAAUUCCUGUGUAAGAAUUAUAAUUAGAAAUACUUUCCCUCUAGAUUAUUAAAUAUGUUGAUGCUGAUGUUAAUUUUACAGUGAAUCAUAUGGAAUAGGCAGGAACAAAACAUUGUAAUGCAAAUGUUUUUCUACAAGUAGGACUUUAUUCCUGGACCAUAAAUGCCUGCUCAUUAUUCUUGAAAGUUAAUUUAUCUCAUCAUCUGGAUUAUGAGCUCUUUGAAAAUAAAGACACAAUUGUUAUAUCUUUUAUACCUUAACCAGAGCAUUUGAGUAUAGUAGGCACCCCAACAGUGUUUAAUAAAUUUAAUCCACACAAGAAUAAAAUGGACUACUGUUCAUCUUUUUCUGUAUUGUGUGAUCCCCAGGUCCUAAAAUAGUAUAAUGAAAUGGCCCUAGAGUUCCUCUUUUCAAGUUCAUAGAAUUAUAGCUUCUUUCAAAAUAAUUGGUUUGUAAAGUUUUAUAGUAUCUUUUUUAUUUAAUUAUUUUUGUUAUAAAGUAUUUCAAACAUGCCAUUUGGAGCAGAAUAAAAAGGAUAUCCCUGUACUUGAUACUCAUCUUAAUAAAAUCUUAACAUUGUUGUA